Messenger RNA from Cannabis sativa, 1631 nucleotides. RefSeq names its product primase homolog protein. The coding region runs from base 92 to 1252 and encodes 386 amino acids. The record is from RefSeq and is a predicted model, not a curated record. Lineage: Eukaryota; Viridiplantae; Streptophyta; Magnoliopsida; Rosales; Cannabaceae. Gene Ontology annotation, molecular function: single-stranded DNA binding; 5'-3' DNA helicase activity. The transcript has 13 exons.
GUAGAUUAUAAAAACUAUGAAAAUGAGACUUGGUUUUUGGGAAGCAUCUUUCUGAUUCUUUGAACAGAUAGACCCCAGUAGUCAGUAGAAGAUGAAAAUGAGAAUGAGAAUGAGUUUAUCAAUUGACAGUAUUUUGCGUCCAAUCAACACAGCCCUCUUCUCCUCCAAUCCUUGCUUUCUAACCACCACCACUCCGGCCCUUUCGCCCACCGGAAUAACCAAACUUUGCUCUCAUUCUUUCUCUAACUCUACCAAUCUCCACACUCAAUCUGCUCUUCCGAAUCGAGCUAAGUUGGAGCCAUUCGAUGAGGGUAAAGUGAGUGUUUUGAAGCAGAAAAUCGAGCUGCUUGGGGUUUCUUGCAAUCAUUCUUGGGUGCCCGGACGAUACUAUAAUAUUUUAUGUCCUAAGUGCAAUGGUGGACAAUCAAUGGAGAGGAGUUUGUCAUUUCACAUUGUCCUAAAUUGGGAAUUUGCUAUGUGGAGGUGCUUUCGCUUUGAUUGCGGUUGGGCUGGUCGGGUGUUUUCAGAUGACCGGGAAGCAGAAAAUAGAGCAGAAAGGAAAUUCAAAUCACCUAGAGAAUCGACAGAAAAGAGCCUGGGUUUAGUGCCUCUUGGUGCAGGGGUUAUUGCCUACUUCCGUGAGCGAAUGAUCUCCGAGGAGACUCUGCAUAGAAAUAGUGUUAUGCAACUCUCUGGUAAUAAGCUUGUCAUUGCAUUUACUUAUAGACGAAAUGGAUUUCUAGUUGGUUGCAAAUACCGAGCAAUAGAGAAAAGAAGAUUUUGGCAGAUGAAGGAUACUGAAAAAGUGCUAUAUGGACUGGAUGACAUUAUUGAUGCAUCUGAAAUCAUCAUUGUUGAAGGUGAGUUAGAUAAGCUCUCGGUGGAGGAAGCUGGCUUUUACAAUUGUGUGAGUGUUCCUGGUGGUGCGCCAGGAAAGAUAUCUCAUACAUUACCAUCUUCUGAGAAGGACGUUGCAUUUCAGUACCUUUGGAACGACAAACGAUAUUUGGAUAAGGCUUCUCGAAUUAUCCUUGCAACUGACAGUGACACACCUGGCCGAGCUUUGGCUGAAGAAUUAGCUCGUCGUCUUGGAAAAGACAGGUGUUGGCAAGUAAGUUGGCCAAAGAAAGAUGAACAUAGUUGUUACAAAGAUGCUAAUGAGGUUUUGAUAUAUUUGGGACCAAGUGCUUUGAAGAAUUUAAUUGUAAGUGCCAAGCCAUAUCACAAAUCCAUGGAUGACCAAGAAGUAUGAAGUCUAUACUCUAUACUCUAUACUGUCAUACAGAAUUUCUCUAUCAUGCAAUUGCAACGACAGAUGAAGGACGCGAAAUGGUGUAGAUAGUGUCGACAGAAGUGAGUUUCUCUCUUUUAAUCUGAUUGUAGAUAAAGUGUAGUUGUACUUGUAUAUGAAACUGAGAGUGGGACAUAGAACUAGUUUUGAUAGAACAAGUAGUCUACUAUUUAGUAAUGAUGCUUAUGGUUGUCAUGAUUUACUAUGAGAAAUGUUCGUUUGAUUCGUGAACUAAGUUGCAUCAACAAAGAUUAGAAAGAGAGAAAAUUACAGGUCACAGAAUAUCAUUUGUAGAAUAUUCUAUUGAACAAAUUUGAAUAGUUGUCUCAAUGUUUCUAUA